UUAUUAGAACUUGCAUCAUAAACUAUGUAUUUAGAUAUAUAUUUUUAAAGUCAGUUCUAUUAAAGAAAAGUAUUUUUAUAUGUUUGAUGUAUGACUAAUUUUUUUAGCCAUUUUGUAGUAAAAGGUUUAAUAUUUAUGUGAUUAUUACUUAUUUAAAAAUGCUUUGCUGCACUUAUCCUGUUUAAUGAUGUAUGUAAAGUGGUGAUAAUAAAUAUUUUUUUCUGUAAAUCUUAUUUGGGCAUAUCUGUAGAAUUUGUUUCAGAUUCAUUAAUUGUCUAAAAUAAGGAUGUUUGCACUUCAUUUACAGUUCAAACUUGUUCCCUCUCUCAUAAUUUAAGUUCAGAAAGAACAAUUUUAUGUUAGGAUAUAACAGUAUGAAUAUUUGCUCUUUAUAGUUUAGAUGUAUUAAAAUCUUUUAUAGUUCUGCUAUUUGAAUGUAUAGAAAUAUUUGUAUAUGAGUAUGGAGUGUAAAUAUCAGUGAUUAUCAACAUUGCUUAAUAUACUUGUAUUCCAGGUGUAUAAUUUAAGUCAGAAUACUUGCAACUUAUAAUUUUGAAAAUUAUAUCUAGUAGUUAUGAACAAUAAUGUAACAAGCUAAUUUUUCAUUAAGUUGCAAAGAUGUAAAAUGCAUUUUAAGCAAUAUAAAAAAAAUUAACAGCAUAAAUUAUGCAUUCAAAAAUUAUGAGUGAAAACUUGGUAUAUUCCUUUUAAUUGUUAACUUCAGUUUGAAUUUUUUUUAAUAAGUAUUUUAGGCUAAAUGAGGAAAAUUACUGAUUGUUGUAGCUUAAGAACAUCCGGGAUGGAUGAAUAAUCAGACCAGCGGUCUUUUAAAUAUUUAUUUUAAAACUUAAUAAAGAUUUCUGGAUUAAUAAGCUAAUUUUGGAGUAAGAGCUAAUAAGGAUAAAGCUAAUUUUGGAGUGAUAGCUACCAAAUAAGAUUUAAAUAUCAUUAAAGAAGAGUCCAUAAAUAAAAGUAAUAAUAAUAAAGAGCAAAAGAGAAAUAUCAGGCAAUUGAAUUUAGCCAUAAGUAAAUGACAGUUAUAAAUUUAAAUGGUUUAUUUGCAUUUCUGUUUGUCUGUAGCUUCAUGGAGGGGAGGGGCUGAUAACUUUUUAUUUCUAGAAUACUAGUGAGAGAAAAUUAUAUUGUAAUAUUAUUCUAACUAUAUUUUAGAUCUCAAUACUUUCAUAGUUAAACUGACCAUUCUAAUCAUAGCAAUAGUCAUUAGAUUCUUAGAUGUACUAUUUAUUUGUAAAUCAGAUUCUGCUGCUAGAACAAAUUGCUAAUUAAAAAAUUCUAUAAUUUAUCUCUCAGUGCAGCAAUAUAAGGAUUGGAAACAAUCUUUUUACUGUCGUAACAGUACUGUGGCAUUUAAAUUUCAAAUGAUGUGUUAUUGAUGCUGUGUGGAUUAUUUUGAAUAUAUUAGCAUAUUGUUAUUCCAGAUUUUGUAGUUUUUUUUAUAAUUUUAAAAUCUGAUUUUGUAAGAAAAUUAUUUUAUUUAAAAAAUCAAAUUUAAAAUCUGAAGUAUAAUUUUUCUAUACUUGUAUGUCAUGUGCUUUGUCAGUAUUUUCAAGUGAUUGCUCUUUUCGUGUUUUUCCAUAAUAUUGAUAAUAAUUAAAUUUUGAUGAUAAUUAAUAUUAGUUGAGUCAUUACAAUAUCCUAAAACAUAAAACUUGGGGCACCGUAUUAGUUCUCCAAAUCACCGUAUCUGAUCCAAAUAUUAAAUGGCAUCUUGCAGACACAGAUUCAUUCAAUGAAUGGAAAAUCAUUAAAUUUCAUACAUUUAAAAUGAAAUGUGUUCAAUUUUCUGUAUCUUAGGAAACCUAUUUAAUACAUUUUAUGUUUUAACAUCAUUUAUUUAUGUACAAAUAUAAAAAAAACUAUUAAUAGUAAACUCCACUAUUUAAUCAGAUUUCAUGUAUUUAUAUUCUGGUACAGUGUAACUUCAUUUGAACAAGUUCAAAUAGAAUAGUAUUCAACUGAAAUCAUGAAAGUUGUCCCUCACUCCAUCUGGUUCUUUCGCUGAUUUCAUAGCAACAUAAUUCUGCUCUUUUGACCACUGCACAUUUAUUAGGAAAGAUAAUUUUUCCAUGUUAGCAUUAUUAACAUGAAAUGACAACAAAGAACUGAAUAAUUUUGUUGCUUUCACUAUUAUAUCUAGUAAUAUAAGUCUUCAAAGAUUUGUAGUCUGAUCCUGUUUUUUGCUUAAUUUUUUUUUCUUUUGUGUAGCUGUGAAUUUUUUUAGACUACAAGAUUAGUUAAACUGCCAUCAGCAUCUUUUCCUUUGACAUUUAUUUCAUCUUUGGGAUAGAUAAUGCAGUUUUUGUACAUGAGAAGUUUUCAAGUUUCAUUCAUUAAAACAAGAAAACUCUUAAAUUUUCAAUCUAUAUAUCAAUACAUUCUAAGCAAUCAUUGACAUUAACAUGUCCAAAAUGUUUAUUCUCUUCUUCCAAACAUUUAUCAUACCUCUAUUGUAGUAGAUCUAUAUCAUCUCUCUUUUGUAGUAAUUGCUUUGUUUAAAAGUAAAGCAGUUUAAAAAAUUAAAAGCCACAAAUCCAACCUUGAUGCAUUCACACUGAUUUUGAAAAUGCUUUCCCCAGCUAUUAGUUUAAUCCUUGAAAAUGAAGACAUGCUAAAAAAAAAGUAAGGGUUCAGGUAGCUUUAGGAAGAAAUAGUAAUGCUUGACUUAAAGUGGAGAUUAAAUUUUUUGGUUUAUAAUACAUUUAUCAUUAUUUUUUAAGUCUAAUUUUAGUUUUUUCGAUAAUAAGGUCUAUAUAAUAGAAAAUAGUAAUAAUUAUUAAUUUUGAAUUCAGAUAGAACUUUUUGAAUUUUAUGAUAAUAGAUGAAUGAACAAGUUUCGUUGAUAUUUUCAUAUUAUGUAUAAUUUAUUAUAUUUUUCUUGUUAAAAUAAAGCUAUAAAAUAUUAUGUAUUUUUCAGCUUUUGUUCCACCAAUAUCCAAAAGAACAUCCAAGUGUGUUACUCCAAGAAAACUUAGUUGUGAGUUUUGUUCAUAUACAACAAAAUAUUUAUCACACUGGAAGAGACAUAAAUUGGUUCAUACUCAGGAACGACCGUUUGUCUGUCCAAUCUGCAGAAAAGCAUUUAAUCAUAAAUUUUCUUUGAUAGGUCACAUGAGACUGCACACUGGUGAAAAACCAUUUAUGUGUGAUAUAUGCUAUCGCCGUUUUACUACUCGUUCUAAUUGGAGAUCGCAUUUUGCUAGACAUAAUAAAAUCUUUCCAGUUUUUGCUAUUAAGAACUUAUCAGGAAGGCAAUACAACAUAUCUGAAGGAAGCGUCAUCAAAAGACUACAGUGUGAACUUUGUUCAUACACAACAAAUGAUAAAUCUCGUUGGAAACGACAUAAACUGGUUCACACUCAAGAACGUCCAUUUGUUUGUCAUACUUGUCACAAAGCUUUCAAUCACAAAUGUUCGUUAACAGUUCACAUGCGUAUUCAUACUGGUGAGAAACCUUUCAGUUGUGAUGUAUGCCUUAAACGUUUUUCUGCUCGAUCUAAUUGGAAGACGCACGUGUUUAGACACCAGAUAUCAUAAUUAUUUUUCAAUUAUUAUUAUUUUAUUAAUUGCUAUCAAUUUAGAAUUUUAUAUUAUUUUUAAAAAUAUUAAAUUAAAAAUGGCAGAGUAAAGGGCCUUUUUUUUACAUGGUAUAUAUAUAUAUAUAUAUAUAUAUAUAUUGUUCAUAACUUUUUUAUGCUAACAAAUUUGAUGCUUUUCCUAUUUUGCUUCCAACAUGGUAUGGAAAAUUCCAUUUCCUAUCUAUAACUAAUACACAUUCACCAUUUGAUAUUUCAGUAGCUCUUCAUUUCUGUUAUAUUUAUCAAGUACUUGAAAAAAUCAUUUUUUUCUCCCAUACAAAUUAUAAUUUUUACUGGUAUGAAACAGCAAUUAAUCUUUAGGAAAAAAAUUACUAUUCAUUCCUUGAAUUAUAAACAUUGAAAUUAGGACUUAGCCAAAUUAGACAAAAGUUUAAUUUAGGUGCAACAUUACUCAACAGUUGUGUCUGGUUGAUAAACUGAGUGAAGAAAAAAAAUGAAUGAAUAAAAUUUUAUUAUUAAAUAAAAUAUCAUACAACUGUGCUAAAUGAGCAUAAUUUUUUAGCUAUCAAUAUUUUAUGGCUUUUGUCACUUGAUCUGAUGGAUAUGCAAAUAUUAAUAAUAGAACCUGAAAAGAACUAAAGGUGUGUGACUUUACCUGUUUUGUUUAUUAUUAAAAGCUUUCAAUAUGUGGCAUGUUGAUGAUCGAAUUUUUCUGAUUAAAAAAUAUUUAUUUGUGAAUUAAUU
This is a messenger RNA of Stegodyphus dumicola, 4301 nucleotides long. RefSeq names its product zinc finger protein 681-like. The record is from RefSeq and is a predicted model, not a curated record. NCBI's taxonomy places the organism in Eukaryota, Metazoa, Arthropoda, Arachnida, Araneae, Eresidae.